Messenger RNA from Caenorhabditis remanei, 489 nucleotides. RefSeq lists its product as uncharacterized. The coding region runs from base 1 to 489 and encodes 162 amino acids. The record is from RefSeq and is a predicted model, not a curated record. The transcript has 3 exons. Lineage: Eukaryota; Metazoa; Nematoda; Chromadorea; Rhabditida; Rhabditidae.
AUGCAAUCGAGUAAUAUCAUUUAUACAACAUUGGAUUUCUUCCUUGUUCGAAUUCCAAGUACAUCUCUUGUCACUUCCUACUUCUACUCAAUGAAACCAGAUAGUAUUAUCAGAUAUGUCGUGGCUGCUUUCUAUGGAUAUGAGUAUCUUUCUCAACUAUUCACCGUUAUUUUCUGUUUCAUUAGAGUCUUGGUUCUUUUCAAUCCAAGAAAACGUUUGGAGAUGUAUGAUUUCAUCUUCAUGAUCUGGUUAUUUUUAUCGUUAGUUCUAAGUUUUGUAGCGUCGUUUCCCCAUAUAAAGCAUAAUGCAAUGGGAAUGCAAUUGGAUGUUCCAUUUCAGUAUGGUGCUAUGUUUCUCACAACUACUUUCGCAUACGGAAAUAGUAUUCAAACGAUUGGAAACGGCAUUUUCUCCAUUAUAGUUACAAUUGCUAUAGUUGUGAUGACAUCACUGAUGGUGUCAAAAUUGAAGACAUUGAAGUUGAUGUAA